Athalia rosae (coleseed sawfly) is the source of this 1143-nucleotide messenger RNA. RefSeq names its product S-formylglutathione hydrolase. The transcript has 5 exons. Gene Ontology annotation, cellular component: cytosol. The record is from RefSeq and is a predicted model, not a curated record. Gene Ontology annotation, biological process: formaldehyde catabolic process. Lineage: Eukaryota; Metazoa; Arthropoda; Insecta; Hymenoptera; Athaliidae. Bases 152 to 1006 code for a protein of 284 amino acids. Gene Ontology annotation, molecular function: S-formylglutathione hydrolase activity.
UCACAUUGUCGGCGCCGUUGAUUGAAGUCCGUGCACGUGCCGCACGCUGUCUGUGACCGGAUUGAGAUCCGUACAAUAAAGUUCACCGAACCUCGACUUCCAAAAACAGAAUAAAAACAGAACAACACGAAGUAACAAUCAUCGAAACAAGAUGCCAGAAAUCACAGAAGUUUCAAGUAACAAGAUAUUCGGUGGAUGGCAGAAGGUGUAUUCACACGAAAGCGUUGAGUUGAAAUGUAAAAUGAACUUUGCAAUCUUCCUGCCACCACAAUCCGAGGAGGGACCAGUUCCAGUGAUCUAUUGGCUAUCAGGUUUAACUUGUACAGAGGCUAAUUUCAUCGAAAAGGCAGGAUCACAAAAGUACGCGGCUGAACAUGGCUUGAUUAUCGUAGCACCCGAUACAAGUCCUCGUGGUUUAAAAAUUUCUGGAGAAGAUGACGACUGGGACUUUGGCACUGGCGCUGGAUUUUACGUUGACGCUACAAAUGACCCAUGGAAAACAAAUUAUAGAAUGUAUUCCUAUGUUACAAAGGAAUUACCUGCAUUAAUCAAUGAAAAAUUUCCCACUAUUGCUGACCGACAGUCCAUAAUGGGGCACAGUAUGGGUGGUCACGGAGCAUUGAUUUGUGCUUUGAAGAAUCCUGGCAAAUAUAGAUCAGUAUCAGCAUUUGCCCCUAUUUGUAAUCCUACACAAUGCGCAUGGGGAAAGAAGGCUUUUGGUGGAUAUUUAGGUGGAGCUGAGGGAGAUAUUAGAUGGAAUGAGUGGGACGCUACUGAGCUAGUAAAAAAGUCUAACGGAGUUCCAUUCGAAAUUUUAAUCGAUCAGGGUAAGAGUGAUACGUUUCUGGCAGCUCAAUUGCUUCCUGAAAAUUUGGUAGCGGCGGCAAAGGAUUCCAGAGUGCCCUUGAUUUAUCGCUUGCAAGAAGGCUACGGACACAGUUAUUAUUUUAUUGCAACAUUUAUAGAAUAUCAUAUCAAACAUCAUGUCAAAUACCUCAAAGCUUGAUCCGAUAAAGUUCAAGCCAAAUCUCCAGAAAAAAUUAUUUCCUACAAAAAUGAAAGUCUUCGAUGAAACACGCUUGAUAUUUUCUGCUGAAUAAAAAUGUUGAUGAAAGCAAUAAAACAAGGUUCUAAAAUUAAAAA